Messenger RNA from Solanum tuberosum (potato), 1699 nucleotides. RefSeq names its product proteasome subunit alpha type-4-like. The transcript has 2 exons. Gene Ontology annotation, cellular component: proteasome core complex, alpha-subunit complex; proteasome core complex. Lineage: Eukaryota; Viridiplantae; Streptophyta; Magnoliopsida; Solanales; Solanaceae. The coding region runs from base 765 to 1514 and encodes 249 amino acids. The record is from RefSeq and is a predicted model, not a curated record. Gene Ontology annotation, biological process: ubiquitin-dependent protein catabolic process.
AUUAUGUUGAAUUUUUUUGGGAAUUUUGUUUGUUAUGCUUUCAAUUACAUGUUUCAUGAUUUCUAUAGAUUAUAGGAUUCUAACAAAAAUAACUUUCAUGAUGAUGCAGAAAACUACAAUAGGAUCAACCACAAAAUGAAGCAAAUAAUUAAAUGACAAUGCAUAGAAAUAAAAAAGGAGUAUAACGAUGGAAAAAAUGGAGAAGAAAUUUGGGGAAAGGAGAUCGAAAUAGAGGCCAGAAAAAGCUCAAAUUUGUCUAAUAAUGGUGUUAAAUGCAUAUGGGGAAGAAGAUGGCUUUAUAAAACCCUAAUGUGGCUAUUAGACCCAUUUAACCAGAUCUCACGCUCCUCGGGUGUGUGUAUCACACGCUCCUUUGUUGUGUCUGCCACAUAGGAUGCUAAGUCAGAAAAUGUGUUUAAAAUAUAGUGUUUCAAGGAGUUCAAGAGUUCAGUUGACAAAUGAUUAAGUAAAAGAGUUUAGAAUACAAACUCAUACAAGUAGAAGGGUCCAUCAGACCCUUUUGCCAAAACUAAAUAAUAGAAUCAAACAGAACCAAUAAAAGCACUACACAUAUACCAUAAGUAAUUGCCAUGAUUUAAUUAUAAUAAUUGAUUUUUAAUUUCUGGGUACUUUUCUAUUGAAGUUUCUUGUUGAGCAAGUUGAGAGCUGAGACCAUUUUACCUUUCUCCGGCGAAAUUCAAGUUCUCUACAUUUCUUUCUUUGCCGGAACCCUAAAUUUUAGUGUCUGGUUUUAAGAAUUCACAAUGUCAAGAAGAUAUGACAGCCGCACAACUAUCUUCUCCCCUGAAGGUCGUUUAUAUCAGGUUGAAUAUGCAAUGGAAGCUAUUGGAAAUGCAGGCAGUGCAAUAGGUAUCUUAGCUAAAGAUGGUGUGGUGUUGGUAGGUGAAAAGAAGGUCACUUCAAAGCUUCUCCAGACCUCGACAUCCACCGAGAAGAUGUACAAGAUUGACGACCAUAUUGCCUGUGCUGUGGCUGGAAUGAUGUCAGAUGCCAACAUCCUCAUUAACACUGCGAGGGUUCAAGCUCAACGCUAUACUUUUGCUUAUCAAGAACCAAUGCCUGUUGAACAACUAGUUCAGUCUCUGUGCGACACCAAGCAAGGCUACACACAGUUUGGUGGGCUUCGUCCAUUUGGUGUUUCCUUUCUUUUUGCAGGCUGGGACAAGAACUAUGGCUUUCAACUGUACAUGAGUGAUCCAAGCGGCAAUUAUAGUGGUUGGAAAGCUGCAGCAAUUGGGGCCAACAAUCAACCAGCACAGUCAAUGUUGAAGCAGGACUACAAGGAUGACAUGACAAGAGAGGAAGCUGUUCAACUUGUUUUGAAGGUGCUUAGUAAGACUAUGGAUAGCACUAGUCUUACCUCAGACAAGCUUGAACUGGCAGAGGUAUUCCAUACCAAUGGUAAAGUCAAAUACCAAGUGCACUCACUGGAAUCUGUGAACAAGUUGCUCAUACAGUAUGGAUUAACCCAACCAGAUCCAGAGGCCGCCUAAAACACUUUUCUGACUUUGAGCAUGUUUCAGCUAUCUGAUUACUGGAUAAGCUGUUCACUGACUUGUCCAUAAAUUCAUGCCUAGAUAUUUUCUGUCUUUAUUCACUUCCUUAGAUGGCAAAGUCCGCUGCCUUGUGCUAAUGAGAAAUUGGAAAUACAUUUGGGUACUUUUUGGUGCUUUAGUAA